AUGGGGAAGACAAAAAAGAUCAAAAGAAAACCUUCGGGUUCCCAUUCACCGCCGCAAGGUUCCGUCUCUCCAGCGAUGAGCUCUCCGGUCUCGACGGAGGUUAGUCCUUCUUCGGUGCCCGCUUCAGAGUCUCAGUCAUCAAUUCCUAAGUGUAAUGCCUCAGAUCUGGUCCAGAAGACAGUCUCAGCCAUAAAAGUUGCCAAUUCCGCCGUAGCGACAGACCUAGGUUUGUGUAUUUCGGCCGGUUCAGAAGCUAAAUCGAAUACUAUAGAGAAUCUUUCGAAGAAUGCCUCAGCUCCAGUCAUCGAGACAAGCUCAGCCAUAGUUGAAUCUCUAGCACCUGGCUCGUCAGACCUAGGCGCAGGAAUAGUCGAACCCGAAAUAACUCCAUCAGUCUCCGAUCCGAUAGUUUCUCCCGUUGAAGCGAUUGUUUCUGUAUCUAACUCUGAGGCCGCGACGACUUCGACCCCAGCAGCUCCAACGAUUUCAACUCCUACCCCGAGCAAUGAGUGGGUUGGUCUCUUCAAAGGUUCUACCAGAAAGUUGUCUAAGAAAGGUGUCCCCUUUACUCUGCCGAACGGUGAAGUUUGUGUUAAAAUACCAAACUCUGUUAUUGAGAAGCAUCAGAAGUCAUGGGAGUCGUUCAUCAUUGGGCAAUUCUACGCCGAUCCUCCGCCGCAAGCUCUCGUCCACACGAUCGUGAAUGGGUUCUGGAGCCGGCAAUUCAAAGAUAUCUCGGUCUCAAGGCUGGAAGGAAAUGCGUACCUCUUCCGCAUUCCAAAUGUCCAGACUCGCCGUCGAGUGCUAAAUCAGAGACUGUGGAAAAUCGACGGACAAACCAUGUUUGUUGCUGACUGGGAACCAGGCAUGGCUCCGGUUACGCCAGAGCUAACCAUUGCUCCUAUUUGGUUAGAAUUGCGUAAUGUGCCGCUUCAAUUCUUCAAUGAGGAGGGACUUGAGCACAUUGCAGGUCUGGUUGGGCACCCUGAUUGUCUUCAUCCGGACACAAUAAACAAGUCAAACUUGGAGGUCGCAAAGGUCUUCACUUUCAUUGACCCGCGAAAGCCACUCCCGGAAGGUGUAAAUGUUCAGUUUCAAUCAGGUGAGAUAAGAAGGGUCUCAGUCUCUAGUCCAUGGAUGCCACCAAUCUGCUCUCACUGUAAGGAGGUUGGACACAGUCUAAAGCGAUGUAAGACCGCCCCCUCUACUUGCUCAAAUUGUAGCUCCACAGUUCAUCUUGUAGCUAGCUGCCCUAGAAUUAAAGGAAAUGGGACAAGGCUGCCACAAAAGGCGAGGAGUACAGCUGUGGCGGGAGUCCCAGAGAUUCGGAAUGAAGAGAUCCCUCCAAUUUCCAACCCUCUUCCCGCAACCAUUACUACUCCGAAAGGUUUUUCAUACGUUGCUAAAGGAGCAUCUGCUCCAUCCUCUUCAGCGAUCCCUCCCCAUCAUUCUGUGAUCGCUAGUGAAAAUGCGCGAAACAUUGUCACUUCUUCUAAGGGAAAAGCGAAAGAUUCCCCUGGCUCUGCAAAGUCAACUCCAAAGGUCUCUGAGGCAGAUUCAGACUCUUCUGAUAUCAGUUCUAGUGAGGAGGAGGACCCUGAUUCGCCCUUAGAAGAAGAACACGAGUACUUGGAAGUUGUCUCGAAGAAAAAUCGGAGGAACUCUCGAGGCUUUGGCCUCAAACUUCAUUAA
Messenger RNA from Capsella rubella, 1692 nucleotides. RefSeq lists its product as uncharacterized. Lineage: Eukaryota; Viridiplantae; Streptophyta; Magnoliopsida; Brassicales; Brassicaceae. The coding region runs from base 1 to 1692 and encodes 563 amino acids. Gene Ontology annotation, molecular function: nucleic acid binding; zinc ion binding. The transcript has a single exon. The record is from RefSeq and is a predicted model, not a curated record.